Molecule: messenger RNA, 411 nt
Organism: Lutzomyia longipalpis
Lineage: Eukaryota; Metazoa; Arthropoda; Insecta; Diptera; Psychodidae
Product: protein snakeskin
Exons: 3
Coding region: 1-411 (136 amino acids)
Biological process (GO): septate junction assembly
Source: RefSeq, a predicted model, not a curated record
AUGUCACCAAACCCCAUUGAAGAUGCCACGGCGCACAAUAGAUUGUCGGUUAUAAAAUUUAUGGAGCUAUCCCUCGCCAUUGCUAGCACAGUUUUGCAUUACUACAGCUUUAAUGAUGGCGAAUUGGUGACGGCAUUUUUGGCCACAGGCACAUUUUGUGGCUAUAUAAUUGUCCUUGUGGCCAUUUUCGCUGGUCAUAUGAUCGGAACGCCUGUUAACAAGCGCCUCAGCAUCUUUUACAGCAUCAUCGGGAGUGCCAUGUUCAUUACAUCGGGUGUUUUCAUCAUUGAGGCGUGGGAACAUUCAUUUCGGACAAGAACACGGGAUUUGGCCAUCACGAAGGGAUCUGUUGCUAUUAUAAAUGGUGCCGUCUUUUUAUUGGACACAAUUUUCACAUUCAGAGACAAAUGA